Molecule: messenger RNA, 1245 nt
Organism: Rotaria sp. Silwood1
Lineage: Eukaryota; Metazoa; Rotifera; Eurotatoria; Philodinida; Philodinidae
Source: the annotation of a GenBank genome assembly
AUGGGUGGUGUAAUGAAUCGAUCAUCAAUUAGAGAAGAUGAAAAAUACUUUAGAACACGAAAAGAUAAACGAACACAACAACAUCAAAAUUUCGAUAUAUCAUUUGAAUCUGAUUAUGAAUACAUCUAUCGAGAUGUUGAUUCAAUUAACACAUAUGAUUUAUGGGAUAAAAAAUUUGAUCAAAAACAAAUGACAAAAAUAAAUGCGUUUGUUUCAGUAGAACUACCUGAUGUAUCCAACAUAUAUUCAUCUUAUAAUUCAAUUAAUAAAAACGAUGUAAGAAAUCAAACAUGGCAAUUUCUUCAUGACGCCAAUAAUUCAUUGUAUUCGACAGAGUCCCGUCGAAUAACACCAUCAUAUAACAUUUCAUACAAUCCUAAUGAAUAUAUUCAUGCUCAAGUUCCUGACACAAUUAAGAAUCAAUCACAAACUGUCACAUUUGAUGAACGUUUACCAAAAAGAGGACCAUUCGCUUCUUCAUCUCAACAACAACAACAACAACAACAACAACAACAGAAAAAAUUAGUCUUAACACCUUUAGCUAGUACUCAAUCUUGGCAUGAAUCAAGUAUUACAAGUAAUAAAAUGUCAGUAUCAAGAAAACCUAUAUCAUCAUCAAAUCGAUCAUCAACUCGUCGAUCAUUAACAGCUGCACCUAGUAAACCAUCAGCACAAGCACCUGUACAGAAAGCUAUUUAUGUAACUAUAGAUUAUACAGCAACAUUAGCAGAACGUGGCCAAACAGUUGCUAAUGAAUACCACCGUAAAAAAGGUGAACGAUAUCAUUCAGAUGGAUCCAAUUCAUCGACAAAUAAUCAUCGAAUACGUUCUCGUGUAAAUCAUCGACAUAAACAUCAACACUCAACUGAUUUAUGUAGUUCUAGCAUUCAUAUCCCAUCGAGUAAAUCACUCGAUACUUUUCAAGCAAAAUUAUCUGGUUCACAACAUACAAUACCAAAAUCUAUGUCAACAAAUAGAUUAGCAAAAAAUAUUGAACAAAUGCCAUUUAUUAAUAAUGAAACAAAACAAUUCAGAUAUAGAAGCCAUCAUCAACAACAAUCAUUACAAACUAACCAAGUAAAACCAUCGAAAAGUCGAGAAAAUCAUCAACAACAUAAACGACAACAUCAUUCAUCUCCUUCAAAUGAAUUAUCUUUCCCUAUCGAAUCUUCAAUACGUCGAAUUGAUAAUAAACAUUCAAAUAGACAGAUGAUGCGAAUUCCUUUAUCUCAACAUAAUUACUAG